AUUAGUAAAGGGAGAUAGCAAAGAAACAAAUGUAUAUAAAAUAUCAGUGGUGACAAAUGCUAUUAAGAAAAAUGAGGCAGGGUCAGAAAAUGGUGAAUGCAGAAGGGGAGGACAUGUUUUAAAGAAGGUUAUCAGGGCAGGCUUCUCUACUAAGAUACUAUUUGGAAGCCCUAAGUAGAUAGUGGAUUCCAAUAUAAUUUAAAGAUAGAACCAAUAGGUUUUGCUAAAAGAAUUACAUGCAGUGUGUAAGAGAAAAGUCAAGGUUCUGGCUUGUCCUUUGGUAGACAAUUGAGGCAGAAGUCCUGGGCCACAUACUUAGAGAAUAUCUUAAGGGGUUUCCCAAGGGGCCUAUGAAACAUCAACAGUGAACUCUUAUUUAUGAUUAUCUUGAUCAAGUCUUGUUGAAUUGUUGUGUGUUGCACACUUUUUUAGAGAAUUCCUUGCUAAUAUAUCCAAGGUUUUGGGCCUAAACAAGAAAAAACUUUUAUAUGAGAUGGAGGAGACUGUGAAGGGGCAGGUUUAGUGGUGGUGGUGGUAGAGUGAACAGAGAAAUACAGAGUUCAGUUUGGAAGAUAUUAGGUUGAAAUGUCUGCAAAAAUCCAAGUGAAGAUACCAGGUAGGCAAUUUUGGUAGGAGUCUUGAGGUCAAGAAGGAUGGUCAAAUUAGAGAUAUUAAUAGGAUAAAACCUGUAAGUGGGUUUUAAGACUAUGCAACAAGAUGACAUCAUGAAGAGUGAGUAUAGAGGCGAUACCUGAGGACUUAGCACUGGGACACUGACAUAGAUGAGGAAGCUGAGGAGGAAGGAACUAGCAAAGGAAACCCUAGACAGAGUCCAUAAUAACUACUCACUAUGUAUGUCAGGCUCUACGCUAAGCAUCCUACACAUAUUACUUUAAUUAUUAUGACAGCCUUGUGAGGCUUUAUAGAUGAGGACCCUGAGGAUUAGAGAAGUUAAGAAAUUUGCUCAAGGUCAUAACAGCUAAAAAGCAGGAGAACCAAGAUACAAAUACAGUUCAGUUUCCCUCCAAAGCUCUUUCACUUAACCAUUGUGUUUUAAUUCUCGGAACUAAUGAUGAAAUAUCCUUGUCAUCUCUUUGAGGUAUUUGAUAAUCAAUUUGCUUUCAGGAUCACCAGGCUCUAUGACAGGAAAAAAAACACAAAGAAAAGUGAGAAAUUAUCAAUAUUGAUUAUUUUAUAGGCACAAAGAAGGUCAACCAAAAAGGGGGAAAGAGAUAUAGAAGAAUGUCAGGCAACAAAGAAAUGAAGAGUCCAGGAGUUCCUGAAGAAGCUCUGGCUAACCAAGGCACAUCUUCACUAACUGAUGUUGUAGAGCAAGUUACAAAGCAACAACAAUCACAAACAUCAGAGAUAGAAAAAAACAAAAAAGUUCUGUUCCACUUGCAGGAUGAACUACAUGAGCUUGAAAAACAAAUAGCAUCUGUCUCUACAGAAACUAAAGAAACAGAAAGGCAAAUUUAUCAUCAAGAUGCUGCCAUAGAGAAUACCAAACUUCAUUGUGGGAACCUGGAAACUCAAAUCAAUUCCUUACAUACAGAAAAUGUAAAGCUUAAAUUUGACAUAGAACGAGCCCAAGAAGACUUUGAGGAACACAUGAUAAGAUAUAAUGAAUAUUAUUCAAAAAUAAAAGAACAUAAAGAUAGUUUGUGGGAAGUUGAAAGCAAAAAGUCAUUCAUGACUACACUCCAUGAAAAACGAGAUCUUGUUAAAAACCUAAAAACAAUGAAAGAGGAACUUAUGCAAAAUCUCCAAAAUCCAGAAGGAAACAACAUAAAACAAGUACAGGAAGACAUUAUAAAGCUUAAGGAUAAAAUUAUAACUAUAAAAGAAUCUAUCAUUGAAAAAACUUGUUUUCUUGAGGAAGAAGAACAGAAACAUGAAAAAUUAAGAAAAGAAAUAGAGGUACAACAUAAGAGAUAUAGUGCAAUUCUUAAGCGUUUGCAUUGUCAAGUGAACAAGCUCCAGUCAAAUAGAAGACAAUGGCAAUGGAACAUUCAAAGACUGGAAAAAACUGCUGCUGAACUGAGAAAAUGCAUUGGAAUGAAAUAUUAACUUGGCUAAAGGGCAAUGUUGAACACAGACUAUGCCAACAAAAAUGAGAAAAUUCUUUAGAUUCUUAACAACCAGCAUCUACUACCAAAGGUCUGUCUUAAUAACAGAUGCAUUCUCUCUCUCUCUUUUUUUUAAUCAGUUACCUGUCUGCUAAAGUGCCUUCCAAGACUACAAUUGAUAACAGUAGAUAGACAAUAGGAAUGCUUACAUAAGAAUAGUGGAAGAUUCUAUAUAACCAUUUUGAGUGUAUAAGAUACACUGUACUCAGGGUAAAUGUGUUGCCUGCACUGUCAUAGGAAGUAAAAAUUUAGAAGGAAAGAAACACUUGGAGUUAUGAUUUAAAUUAUUAAGAUAUUUUAAAUGAUUGUUUGUUUCAAACAUUUUAUUAAAACUUGCUUUUUUACCACA
Molecule: messenger RNA, 2478 nt
Organism: Suricata suricatta (meerkat)
Lineage: Eukaryota; Metazoa; Chordata; Mammalia; Carnivora; Herpestidae
Gene: CCDC122
Product: coiled-coil domain containing 122
Exons: 5
Coding region: 1243-2070 (275 amino acids)
Source: RefSeq, a predicted model, not a curated record